UCACAAAAAUAAAUUGCUUCAAUUUGUGAAUAAUUUUUACGAAUUUUUAUAACACAAUAAAAAAUGUUGUAAUUAAUUUCUCUAUUCAGCAGCCAAGUGCUUAUAUGUACAUUGUUUCUUGCAAAUGUAUGCAAAUAAUCUUGUAAUUACUUUUAAAUAAACACUCUUGAAAAAUCGUAUCAAAAUGUAAAUAUGUAUGUCUCUACAGCGCAUUAGUAAUGUACUUAGAUUAACAAGUAAUACUUGCAAAAUAGGUUGUGUUAACUCUGAAAAUCGUUUGUAGUUAAGCUGAAUUACUUGAAGUUAGAAUAGAAAUUUACUGGACAAGUGAACAGUAAAGAUCGCGCUCUUAUUAGAAAAAUGGAAUUGAGUUCGUUGUUUUUAAACUCGUGGUUGGUAAAAAAUUGGAAAAUUGCCUUGGCCGCGCUAUUAGUAAUAGCUUUUGUAAAUUUUGUGCGCUAUAUAAGUAAAUUGCAAAGGUAUACGAAAAUAUAUAAAUUUAGUAAACACAGGAAAACAUUGUUGGACGGCGAAGAAUAUGCGGGUGCUGAUUUUAAUAGCAAAGGAAAUAAAAGGGCACAUGAUGACACUACCCCUAACAACAGCUAUGUGCCAGCACUAAAAGUAGAGAAACAUGUUCCAUUUAAUGGGGUAACAGUGACUAUUUCUGGCGAUCCAAAAAAUUCCGCACCUUACUUAAUUUUGGUUUUCAAGCAAAUAUAUGGUUAUUUACCAAAUGGCGAGCGUAAACAACAUUACCACAAUGAGAUGUCGGUAGCAAUAGCCACAGGGAUUUUACUAUGCGCAUUACAGUCGGCUGGUUUGAAUUCAUUGGUUACUACUCCCUUGAAUUGCGGAUUUGUCCUCCGUAAGUUGCUCGCUAGACCGGAAAACGAAAAGCUGCUCUUGCUACUACCUGUAGGCUAUGCCGCCGAUGACUGUGUCGUGCCAGAUUUGAAACGAAAAGCUCUUGAAGAAAUAAUGCAUCUAUACUAACACAUUUACAUAGAAAUAUAUUAAAUAAUAUUGAAUAGAAAAAAAUAAUGGGUAAAUGAAAAAUUAUUAUAACUUUGAAAAGU
This is a messenger RNA of Bactrocera tryoni, 1079 nucleotides long. RefSeq lists its product as uncharacterized. The record is from RefSeq and is a predicted model, not a curated record. Gene Ontology annotation, molecular function: oxidoreductase activity. NCBI's taxonomy places the organism in Eukaryota, Metazoa, Arthropoda, Insecta, Diptera, Tephritidae.